Messenger RNA from Rhizophagus irregularis DAOM 181602=DAOM 197198, 912 nucleotides. The record is from RefSeq and is a predicted model, not a curated record. Lineage: Eukaryota; Fungi; Glomeromycota; Glomeromycetes; Glomerales; Glomeraceae.
AUGCUGAAAUAUGAUCAUACAAAAAUAAAUAAGGCUGCAAAGCGUGGAGCGAUGAUGGCGUCCGUUUUUGCAAUGCAAGGAUUUGGAAUUUUAUUCGCUGGAGUUGUAUCUUUUGUUACUUUAUUAGCUUUUCGACCGUUAAUUUUAUCAAAUUCACAAAAUCUUGAUUAUGUUUGGCGUAUCUUUAUUGGUGUCGAUGUUCAAGGAAAUGUUGAAAAAGGUGAAAUUGAAUCAGAAUAUAGAAUCGUAAUACAAAAAGCUACUUGGAAAGAUUUCAUACAUCAUUUUGGACAAUGGGAAAAUGGAAAAGUUUUACUUGGAACUUCUGUUACUUGGUUCGCUCAUGAUUUUGCUUAUUAUGGUAUUGGUUUAAAUAAUGCUAUAAUAUUAGAAGCUAUAGGUUAUGUAAAAACUGAUGAUGCUUAUCAAUCUUUAUUUAAUAUUUCUUUUGGAAAUAUUGUUAUAACUCUUAUGGGUACAAUACCAGGUUAUUGGUUUACAGUAUUUUUAGUAGAUUCUUUAGGUAGAAAAUAUAUUCAAUUACAAGGUUUCGCUUUACUUACAAUAAUAUUUAUAAUUAUGGGUUUGGUUAUAAAGAAAUUAUUACAAAACCAAUUCCAAUUUUUUCAAAAUUUUGGUGAAGUUUUUCCAACAAGAUAUCGUUCAACUUGUCAUGGAAUUUCUGCUGCUUCUGGUAAAUUAGAUAUUGGAGGAAAAAAUCAAUCCGUUAAUCAUUUAUUUAAAUUUUUUGGUUUUUUCACUUUUAUUGGAUUUUUAUUUACUUUAUUAAUACCUGAAACAAAAGAUACAAAAGAUAUUAUUAUUGACGAUCCUACUAUAUUAUCUUCGAGAAGUAUUAGAAAAUCUAGAGCUUGGUAUGAGGAGGAUGAUGAUUUUAGUGAUGCUUCAUAA